Molecule: messenger RNA, 7879 nt
Organism: Aedes albopictus (Asian tiger mosquito)
Lineage: Eukaryota; Metazoa; Arthropoda; Insecta; Diptera; Culicidae
Gene: px
Exons: 13
Coding region: 104-5794 (1896 amino acids)
Source: RefSeq, a predicted model, not a curated record
CGCCGCCGGACGUGUCAAAUAUCAAUAUUCAAUCAAUGUACUUGUCUCAUGCAGCUUUUUAACUUUUCUUCUCUUUUGCUUCUCUUUCUCUCGGCAGAUUAUUAUGGAAAAGGCGAAAGCCUACAUCAAAAACGAAUUACGUGGGGGCUCCUUGACAUCGCAUUCGGAGCCCCCGGCAACCAGUCAGCAACAACAGCAUCCAGCACAAUCCCUGCACCACCAACCGUCGCCAACACCUCAACAGCAAGCUGCCAAUUACGAUGAUCCCUCCACUAUCUGCUACGUAUGUGGUGCACGUGGUGCCCAGGAUCAGUUCUACCUCCGGGUGCGGUCGAAUCCGGAGCGCCCAAACGAGCCAUAUUUUCCUUUGCUUGAAACGCACACCCCGCCGAACGGACUGCCCCAGUGGACGCCCGCACAGCUAGGGGUUCGUGCAUGCAAUCUCUGCUUCACAGCCCUGGUCAAACAGUGGGAAUACCACGAACGGGAGGGUAAACCCAUCUCGGAGAGAUUGUACUGGCUCAAACGGAACGAUGGCAAAAGUUUCAUCGGAGCCGAAAUGUCCACCCAGGGCGAAUAUGCCACUCAGGUGCUCGGAUUGAAUCCGGAACACGUGCCUACCACCGGUGGCCGAUCGCUAACGCCUCAGUCGCAACAUGUGAGUUCUUAUGCUAGAAUCGAAAGUCCCAGUAGUUUAGCACGGCCUCGAUCGCAAGACCAUCCCGGGGCAGCGGGUCCUCUGCCGCAACAUUACCAAGUAGCUAGGAACGAAAGUCCAAUCCGGUCCAGCUCGCGGAACGAAUCUCCGCAGAGUAAAACCGAACCAUACCAUCCAACCAAGCGGUACAUCGAAAAUCACAUCAACAAUAGCGGAAGCUAUAGCCAACAGGGUUCGAGGCCUUCCAGUCGAAACGAAAAGAGUGUCACACCGAGGCCUAUGUCCAGGGAAAAUCCCUCGUCGGUGGCGGCAGCACCUCCUAGCACUACAAGUUCCGCCAUCACUCAGCCAGCGACGGCCUCGCCCGUGCUGGCCGGUCGGUUCGAUGGCAUGAAAAUGUCCUCGUUCGCCCACCACAAGCUGAAAAUUAGCAACUACGCCAAUUCACUGGCAAUGCAAGUGCCGCCCGGACAAUCUACCGUUACCUUGUUGGAGUCCAUCCACCCGACCGAUACCAAAUCAACCUCGUCAACGUCGUCGCCGACGCCCCGUUUGGUGGAUGUGCUGGACUUGCGGGUCCAGGCCGAGGCCAUUCCAUCGAAUUACGUGUUCGGCACCAAUGCCAUCAUACUGGACCUUUCGAUGCCGGACAAAAACUCCGUCACCGAGGUGUGCUACGUGUGUGGGGACGAGCAGAGGCGCGGGAGUUUGGUGGAGAUUUCUACCGUCAAGUCAAAGGACAGCAAGGACCAGGACAAACCGUACUUCACCAUCUUCGACGAAACGCAUGCCAGACCCGCCCGUUCGCGACCAAAAGAUCCCAAGGGGAUGGUGCAAGCUUGCAAAAUUUGUCACAACUCUCUGAUCAAUCAGUGGCAUGCGUUUAAUAAACAGUGCGUACCGGAGGCCCAGCGAAAGUACCAGAUCCGGAAGCGGCAGCCCACCCAGGAACGGGCGGCCACAUUCGUCUGCUACACGUGCGGCGCCGAUACGCUCUCCUCGCAGCUGAGGCUCGUCUACUGCUGUCCCAAUGCCGAACGGGAACCAUACUUCCCUUUCAUCAAAACGAUGAAAGCACCGACCAAUGCUAGUCCGAUAAGUCCUCAGGGUAUGGUGCAAAUCUGUUCAACGUGCAAUAAGAAGAACGAACAUCGGUCGGAAGGUGGCCCCGUUAGCAAUGUCGAGGAAAGGUAUCCGUCUCCGUCGAAAAUGACGUCUAGUGUGAUAAACGAGGUUGUACGAUUUAAGCCUUAUGAAUCUCCUUCCGCUCAGCCUGGACCGCUGCGGGACCAGAAAGACUUACGGAAGGAUUCAAGACCAAAUACACCGCCUCACUCUCAAGGACCUGUUGAAAACGGUCAUGUUUUUUCGUGUUACAUUUGUAAGAAUAACUUUCCCCCGCAGUCGAUGGAGUGGCUGUCAACGAGUGCCGAACAUAUGAAUUCGCAUGCAAUGCAUUUUCCCUGCCUCAAAGGCAACAGCGAUCAGGGUCCGGGCCGGGUGCUGGCGUGUAAGGCCUGCGUACAAAACCUCACCGUGCAGUGGGAGACGAUGGAUGCCGAACGGGUGCCGCUCGAGCACCGCAAGUACAUCAUUCCUUCGCCGACACCAAACUCGAUAUCGCCCGGCGGCGGUGGCGUCGUCGUCGGGCAGCAUCGACCACCGAUAGCGCUGGCCACGCCGCCUACCACACCGGCGGGCUCGAACGCACCCAGUACCUCCGUGUACUGUUUCGUCUGUGGCCUACAUUCAGAGUUAAACUUUGCUAGGUUAAUAUAUGCCAAUAAAGAGGGUUCUAGACCUUAUUUUCCUUUUCUGUUAAAACACAAGUCACCUCCCAAUGCGGAACAGUUACGAAGUGAUAGUUCUGCGUUGGUUUGUACAUUUUGUUAUCACUCGCUGUUGAAUCAAUGGCGGAAAUAUGAAGCUCAAAAUACGGUUCCUCCGGGCAACCGGGAGUACAACUUCCACGACUACUGCUGCCACCUGUGCGGGAUCACAACCUAUCGGAAGCGAGUGCGUGCGUUGCCCAUCCGGGAAUACCCCUUCGUGGCGAAUCGAAAAAGCGACGGACUGCUGCUGGAGAACGGCGACUACGCAGUGGUCUGUCUCGAUUGCUACGAAGGCUUAAGGCAACAAUCGGCCGAGUACGAUCGGUGGGGAGUGGCGAUCGAGAAGCGGGAGUACAACUGGGUGGCCCAACCGCCACCGCCGGAGGACAGUCCGGAUGUGUCUGUCGCCCGCCUGCCGAGCGGGGAACGGACCGAUAAAGUCAAUAAAAAUUCUCAAGUAGGUCUACGUCCAAUACCAAAUAAGAAGAACUGUUCUCCAAAGCAAGUUAGUAGCGAUAAGCAGCGAGAUGCACUUCCAACCAAGCUGGCGCAGAAACGUCCAGCUACCAGCCCAGCGCCGCCAGUUCCUUCGCCUCAGCUACCGAUGCAUCAUCCGUCUUCCGUGUCGCCGCACUCCAAUCACCUAGUGGGCUCGAAUCACCUGCCGCCGUCGGCCGGAUCGGUUCCCCCGGGGGCGCACGGAACUCCAGUAGGCGUGGUUCAGCCAUCGCCCAAUCCUUCGGCACAGAAUACGUCCGGCGCGGGGGCCAACAGCGGCAACAGUCGAGGUUCCUUUGCGGCAGCCCUGCGUAAUCUGGCCAAACAGGCCGACGUCAAGGACGAUGAACCGGGUGGUGGUGGCGGCGGCGGCGGUGGUGGAGGAGGAGCAGGCGGAGGCGGUGGAGGUCCGGACCGAAUGGCGAGCGGUGACGGUCGGGGGAACCCGGCGUCCCAAAUGGACGUACGCCGACAGGUGGUGGACGGUCGGGAUCUGAACGAUUCGCGAGGAGGCUCUCUGCAGGAGAGCCGUGUGAGGAGCGCUGAAGCUGCCCGGGGCGGUGAUCCGAAGAAGCGCUCCUCACCGCAGCCACCGGAGAAGAUACAACGUCUCAACCCACCCAGUGCGAGUGCAAUGCCAGCGGAACUGCUAGCGCGCAGCGGAUUCCAACCGUACAGGCCGGACGAACGGUUGACCCACCCGGCCGGUUCCUUUCCUAUGGAUGCGUACGCCAGUUUCGGCACGAUUCCCGGCUUGCCACCAGGCAACAUGUUCAACCCUGCUGCGGCCCUGGCGUACCACGAUCCGUCCAUCUACAUGGAUCCCCGGUUUUCGAUGCUGCGAGCGGCCAAUCACCACUCGGCCGCAGCGGUGGCAGCCGCUGCAGCUGCGCAUCCCUUGUACUCGAGUCUCCCCUAUGGGCCGAACCUGUACGCCGGAAUGAUUCCCGGGAUGGGGAUUGGGGCGCAAAGUAUCCACGAACAGAUGAAACUGGAUGAAGAACGACGGCGGAUGAGGGAGGAAGAGCGAGCCCGGGAGGCACGGGAAGCCAUGGAGCGGGAAAAGGAACUGCGGGAGCAACGGGAGAGAGAACAGAGGGAAAAGGAACAACGGGAGAAAGAAGAAAGAGAAAGGCGAGAAAAGGAGCAAAGGGAGAAGGAACAGCGAGAACGAGAAAUGAGAGAAAAGGAAGAACGAGAAAGGAGAGAACGCGAAAGGGAGCGUGAGAGAGAACGUGAGCGGAUGUUGGCUGCAUCGCACCUGCAGAUGCACCACGCAUCGUUGACUAGGCCAUUUUUCCCGAUGGGCCUUCCACCGGGACUCGGACUUCCGAUGAGAGCCCCAGGGCUUCCCUCGCCGCACCAUCCGCUACAUCCAUCGCUAAGUCUAGGAAUGGGACUAGGUCUACCACAAGUGCCACAACAGCCGCCAGCGUCCUCGCUGAAUAUGUCGCAUCCACCACCGACCAGUCUGGGCGGACAUCCAUCAAUUCCGACUAGCUUAGCGGCUUACAGCCACAGCUUACCCCCGUCGUCGAUGAGUUCCAACUACCACAUGAGUAGUCUGAGUCUUUCGGGCUUACCAGGAGCUCAAAAUCUGAGCAUGGGACAUAUUCCACCGCCGGCCCACGCAUCGCUCAAUCUAUCAGCUGGAUCGCCGGGGUUGUCCUCACCCUCCCCACAGCUGAACUCGGCGCCAUUGUCCCUGUCGACCAAAUCUCAUCCUUCCAUCAUCAGCACUGCUGCCCUUCCGCCCCAUCAUUCUCACUCCCAUCCCUACUACUCAUCGGCAUCGCUUCCGAACCACAGUUCCCCAAGUCCCCUUGCCCUGAGCAGCAAAGCCGGAAGUAAUCUUCUAUCGUCGGCCAACAGUGCCCGGACUGCAACGCCUCCAACAACAUCCACCAACAAUAGCAGUUCUGUUCCUCCUACUUCAGUUCCUUCCGUGGCCACCAUCGGAGGCCCACCAAUGUCAUCUGUAAAUAGUACAAACAUCGCUAGUAUUAACAACCACAAUCAUCAUCCCCAUCAUCCUCACCGGCAGCAGGAUUCACCGCAAUCGGCUUCGGCGCCGCCACCACCCCCACAGGCAAUGGUCAAACCCGGAGUAUCAGUUCCGCCGGUAUCGGCACCUGCUUCCCAGCAACACCAACCGCUAGAUAGUUCCAAUCUAAUCAAAACCAACGGACCCCCGGCGGAUCUAACGACCGGUUCUCCUGUGCCAGCAGCGGUCACAGAAGAACGAACGUCCCCGAGUCCCCGGAAACCCGAACAGGACAGCAACGGAGCCGUCGGCUCGGACGACCCUCUUGCAGCAGCGGAUACAAUCACAAAAGAAGACAAACGAAGCGAAUCAUCGCCAGCGGCCGGUGGAGGUCCCCCGUCGUCCUCCGAAACGGACGGAGACAAAAAGUCUCCACUGAACGGCGGAGGCGCCGGCGGAAGUCCGCCUGCGGCAGCUUCAGCAACAACAGCCAUCGCUGGAACGCCUCCGGCCGUGGCUGCUUCCCAAGCUGCCACUUCAGGUAAUAAUAGUAAUAGUAGUAACGUUAGCAAUAGCAAUAGUAAGAACGACCACAAAGAGCGUGGCGGCGAUGAGAAGGGUUCCGCCGGCGGUGGCGAUCCGCUGGCCCGCAAUGGUGCUAACAGCAGUAAUGGUGGUCCGAAAAAUGCCUCCGAAGCGCUAGGCAACAAGCAGAAACAGCCAAACAACAACAGUCACGGGAAUGGUCCUACGACGGGUGGUGGUGCUGUCUCAGCUACGACCACCCCGACAACGACCACAGUCGGAAAGGAGAACCGAUAGUGUGUUUUGGGUCGUGCUUUUAGAAAUGUAACGUUGAGAAUCGCUAUUUACGCGGUUUGUUAGUCUCGGAUGGAAGAUGUGUACAGAUUGAAAGUUUCAAUAAAUUUCAAUAAAACCAGGUUCGAUAUCGGCUACGGUUGAUUUACAACGCACAGUGGUCCAAAAGUACGUUGAAUUCGGAAAAUUUUGUCUUGUCGAUGUUGGGUGUUUCUUCAGGAAAAUCUCCAGGAUUCCAACAAGAUUCCCACCUAGUUUCUUUUCCGGAAAAAAUUGCUCUAAGAACUGCGUCCAUAGAAUUCCUUCCAAGAUUUCUCUUAGGGAUUUUUUUCGGAUUUUCUCCUGGGAAUUUUUGCGACGAUUUUCAUGAGAUUUCUCUUAUAAGUUUGUUGCAUUCUCCCAUAAAUCUUCUUCAAGGAGUUCUCUAGAAGUUCCCUUCGAGAUCCUUUCAAGAUUCUACCGAGGAUUUCUCCAAGAGUAGUCUCUACCGAGAUUUUUUCCUAAGGUUUCUCAUUUAACUCAAGUCCGAAGUUUUUUCCAAAAUUUCCACGGAGAAUUUUUUGCGAGUUCCCGCAAAUUUUCCAUGAACUCUUCCUGUGAUUUUUCGUUUGUGUUGAGAAAAAUAUCGAUAGGAAACCAGGGGAAAUUUCCAGAAGAUCCCUGUUUUUUUCCUUGAUUGGCGCCUCAACCUUCUACUGAAAGAGCAGUUGUAGUGCUCCACCAAAAUCGUAAGUCCGAAACAGCAAACGAUCGUCUUACUUAGCUGGCUUGGUGCGAUUCAGGUCCCUACAAUUGAAACCAAGCUCAAGGGUGCUUGGUUUUCGGGUCUGUGUCAUUUGCUAUAAGGCCGUUUGGCAUAAGGUCACUUGGCAUGCCAAAUGACCGUUAUGCCAAGUGACCUUAUGCCAAACGACCUUAUGCCGCUCCCUUGGUUUUCGUACCAUCAAACUACCAAGUUGUUAUUCACAGUCACGUGUAAUAAGUGAGAGAGAUUUAACCAGCACACUUCGAAUUCGCCGUCAACCCGAUUACGUUUAUUAUACACUAUGAUUGAUUACUAUUCGUUUAUCUAUCUUAUUUGAUUAUAUUGACUAUUAUUUAGUGCUUAAUUCAUUGAGUUUAUAUCGUUCGAUUGGUGGUAAAUCGAUGAUGUUUGCGUACGAAUGCUUGUGAUUGGGACUUAGCUUAGAAGUAAAAUUCUUUGUUCUCUUAAAAAAACCGAUACCUCUCGCGUUGUGUGAGAGUUGUAUAGACACACACACAUACAGUAAGUAGGAUUAUACUUAUAAUAAAUACGUAUAGAAACGAUGCAAAGCUACCAACCAACCGAUGCAUAAUCAAGAGAGAAUUACUACAAUUGAACAUUUUGAUGAACUGUAUAAAAUAAUGGUAGAAUGUUACAUAUAAAAAUGAACUAAAAACAGACUAACUUAUUCGGAGAUUAGUUUGCGCACUGAUGCAAGUGGACACUUAGGAAUAUAUUGGUGAUGAUGAAUGAAACGAAUAUGAUCGCUUUAGUAUUUUAAGACAGAAAAAACAACAUCUAGCUUAGGAUAAACUUAUCAGAACGAAUGGAGCAGAAGAAAAAUGGAACACUGUAGAGCAAACAAUGCGCAUCGUGCUGAGAAGAAGGAAUGCGCGUGAAUUUAAGAAUGAUGAAAUGUGUUCGUUGUAGUAGCUUUAAGAAAGAUAAAAAAAAAACAAAUAGAAUCAAACUAUUUUAUGAGGACGUAAUAAUGAUUGGUACAUACUGACAAUGUUGCGAUGAAACAAACAAAAAAAAAACGCGAGUAUAUUCGGAUGAUGAAGAAACAGUCUUCUUCUUGAUUAGGCUAGAGGUUAGAGAGACACUAUACAUACUAUGGUAAAAUGCUUGUAAUCGAACGAUGAUGGGAGGGAAAAAGAGAGAUGAAAAAAAAUGAUGCGUUAAGGAAACUAUUUGAUAGUUGGUAGUAUUAGCUUAGCGAUUAAACAAUGGCAACACAAAUAUUAUCACUCUAGCGAAUAUCGAGAGGAACCUGUGUAAAAAAAGCAGAAGAAACAAAACAAGCAAGGUGAAGCAAAUGCACGUUUAUAUUAAAACAAAAA